Penicillium soppii is the source of this 1671-nucleotide messenger RNA. Its product is annotated as heat shock factor family protein. Bases 1 to 1671 code for a protein of 556 amino acids. Gene Ontology annotation, molecular function: DNA-binding transcription factor activity; sequence-specific DNA binding. The transcript is spliced from 6 exons. The record is from RefSeq and is a predicted model, not a curated record. Lineage: Eukaryota; Fungi; Ascomycota; Eurotiomycetes; Eurotiales; Aspergillaceae. Gene Ontology annotation, biological process: regulation of DNA-templated transcription.
AUGAGUCGACUCGCCGACUCUAGAAUCUCUUUCGCCGGGGUUUCAGAUGCCCCCGGUAGAACACGAAACAUCCCCGUUCUGUCCUCGUCCGGUCAGCAUUCGAGAAUGGAUAGCACCCCUCCGCCCGCGGGCGCGCAUGGUAGCCCCGACGGCGAUCGAAUGAGCGGAAUUACCAAUGGUGCUGAAGGAAACAAUUCCUUGAGUGUCCCUAACCCGGCCAUCGGUGCUGCAGCUGCAGCUCAACAACCGAAAGUCGUUCAAACUGCAUUCAUUCACAAGCUCUACAAUAUGUUAGAAGAUCCCAGCAUUCAACAUCUCAUUUCCUGGUCGGGUACGAACGAUAGCUUUGUUAUGUCGCCCACCUCGGAAUUCUCCAAAGUACUCGCCUCGUACUUCAAGCACACCAAUAUCUCCUCAUUCGUCCGACAGCUAAAUAUGUAUGGAUUUCAUAAAGUGAGCGAUGUGUUUCACACAGGGUCCCCGGACUCUGCCCUCUGGGAGUUUAAACAUGGCAAUGGCAACUUCAAAAGAGGUGAUCUAGCUGGUCUACGAGAGAUUAAACGCCGUGCCUCUAGGCAUGCCCUUAUCCAUCGCGAUUCGUUCCCCGGACACAAAGCUGCUACUUCACAACCUGGUACACCUGCCGAACCCGUGCCCGAUGCGACCGAAGCUAGAUUCAUGAAUCUUGAACACACGCUAUUUGAUAUGCAUGCGCGGUUAUCCCGAGCGGAAGAGAGCAACAUGACAUUAAGCUCGAGAUGUCAGGCUAUGACCGAGAGUCUGACAAAAUGCUACCAAUGGACGCAUUCUAUCUCACGCUUCCUUCAGGCCGUUGUACCCGAAAGAGAAAGUCCUCUCUUUCGCGAUGUUUUGAGCAUGCAACGAGAAGUUGAGAAACACAUUGAAAACGUCCGCGCCCUCGAAACUCCCCACGAGUCGCUUAUGCCCCCACGGCAGCCCUAUUUCGCCAACAUGGCCGAUCCCGGUCCACCUUUAUCUCCACGCCAAAUGCCCCAGGAUGAUUCCCGUCGACAAUCCAUGAUGGACCCCACACCUAGACCCAACAACAUGAUCCGACCUCCCGUCCCUCCUCACCUAUCAGUAUCCCCUCGCCGCUAUGGUUCGAUUGGCGGCGCCAAUUCCACAACAUACGCUCGGCCGCAACCCCCUGUACCGGCACCCCCACAGCAACCAAUGCCUCAUCCUCUAUCAGUCUCAACUUCCCCAGGACCCAGUCUAGCCCGGCGCCACACCUCUGCCGAUAUACGCCAACACGGCUGGUCGCCCUCAGCCGGCUCUCCCUACCCGCCUGGCAACCUUCCCAGUGGCCCUUGGCCUCCAUCUCCGGGGCACCAAACCCCGGUCUCUAGUGACCAACAAGUUCGUGAUGUCCUCGCCCAAUACGAAAUGGGUGCUCCCCGCCGUCUCCAAGAACAGUCCCGCCAUGCCACACCCCCAACUGCCGAACCUUCACCAUCCAUGCUAGGCGUUGACAACGGUUGGACACUCGGGAACUCUAGAUUCCCACCUGGGUCUUCAUUGCCUGCAACGCGUCGCUCCAGCAUGGCGAGCAACGUUCAUUCGUUGCUCAAUCCCGCUGACACCGCCGAAAGACCCGACGAGGACCAGCAGGCAAUGUUAGAAGAUCGCAAGCGGAAACGGCUAGAAUAA